GAUAUCACUAUGAAUUUUCUUAUCCGAACUACACUUCCUGUAGUUCCUGAGGUGUCCAGGGUUGCAGAGUCUGAUAAUGACAAUUCUUUGCCACUUGUACAACAACUAACUUCCACUUCAGAGGGCCUUAUUUCAAAAGACCAAGUACCUAAUGGUUCUACUGGGAAUGAUGCAGCAACAGGCAGUGACAAAGUUGGAGAUGCAGGUAGCGUGGCACCAGAUGCAACUCACAGAAACCAAGGAUACCAUACUGAUGUGUCCAAAAAUGAUGGAUGGAUAACAAUCCCGAACAAGGAACUUCCAGAUAACUGGGCUUAUGCAAAUGACAUAUCACAGCUGAGGUCCUGGGAUCGUUCAUUCAUUUUUCCUGGUGAACAAAUUUGCAUCCUGGUUUGUCUAUCAGCAUCUAAUUCAACAGAGGAAUCAAAAAUCACUACUCCACCUACAGUUGUUGCUCCAUUGUUGAGCAAUGCCAAAUCCAACCCAAAUAAAUCACAUCCUAUUGAAAAUGUGAAUGAAGGAGCUAAUAGCAUAACUGGAGAAGCUUUGUGCCAACUGGUAGAAAGUGAUCGCCAGACUAAUUCAGAUGCAAGUAUAUUGAGUCCUGAGAUUGAUAUUUCUUUGACCGAGUUUCCAGUCCGUUUCGGGUGCCAUACACACCAAACAGAGAGAUUACUUGAAAGUUUUAGAAAUUCAAAUUUCUUUGUAAGGAUAACUGAGGCAGAUGAAGAACUUUGGUCAAAAAAAAAUGCCCCCUCUCAAAGGAAACCUGAGGUAGUAGUUGGGAGAAGCCAGUCUGAUGGACAAUCAAAAAAGAUUCCAAAGAAAAAUGCUAUUGCCGAAGUUGUUGAUAUGGGCGGUUUUGAUGGUAACACAUCUGGUGGAGUAGCUAGAGAUACUGUUAGAUGCUGUUCUUUAUCCAAUGGUGAUGUAGCAGUUCUUCUAGAAGUUAAUGUCGGAGUUAGUAAUUUAAAGGAUCCUGUCCUUGAAGUUAUUCAAUUCGAGAAAUAUCAAAAGAGUAAUAAUGAUACCGGGAACUUCAUUGAUUUGCCUGUUGAAAAUAAAGAUGAUCCAUAUCAUGAACUACUUCAUUGGUUGCUCCCUUUAGAUCGUAUUAUGCCUCCACCUCGUCCACUUUCAUCUCCUUUCACCUCAAGUAUAUCGCAGAAAAUAACAUCUACAUCUGGAUCACAAAUUUUCUCUUUUGCUCUAAGAAGCUACUCCAUGCCUUCACUUCCUCAAGGGAGUGGACCAGCUUCUGUAACUUCAUUUUCCAACACAAAACCUGCUUCUGAACCUGAAGAUUACAAUCAAUUUUCUUUGGAAAAUUUUCAAAAGAGUAAGGAUAUAGUUAAUGAGGGUCUUUUAUCAUUUCGAGGUGUGUCACUAGAGCCACAACGCUUUUCUGCACAUUGUGGUUUGGAAGGCAUGUAUUUACCUGGUCGAAGAUGGCGAAGAAAGCUUGAAAUUAUUAAUCCAGUUGAAAUACACUCUUUUACUACUGAAUGCAAUACAGAGGAUCUUCUUUGUGUAAAAUUGAAGAAUGUUUCUCCAGUUCAUACACCAGAUAUAGUUAUCUUUGUGGAUGCAAUGACUAUUGUCUCUGAAGAUGAGGCACCAAUAGGAGGUUCACCCCUAUCCAUACCAAUUGCUAGCAUUGAGACAGGAAAUGGUCACAGCUUACCAGACCUUGCCCUCAGGAGAGGUGAGGAGCACUCAUUCAUUCUCAAGCUGGCAGCUAGAGCAAACAAAAAUCAAGGCAACAGUGAGAUGGCUCGAUUUUUAAGAAUAAGUGCAGCUGCACCAGGUACACAUGUGAGUUCAAGUACAACUGAGGGAAUGUCGGCUUCAUCCACUGUAAAUCAGUUUGCCAUUUUGGUAUCUUGUCGAUGUAAUUAUACUGAGUCAAAAUUGUUCUUCAAGCACCUAAUAGAUUGGCGACCACGCAUUGCAAGGGAUCUUAUGGUCUCCAUUGUAUCAGAUAAGAAAAUUGAUACCCCUAUUCCUAGAGCCCCUCAACUUCCCAUUAUGGUGCUAACCCUUGAAGCUACUAAUUUAACAAAUGAAGAUCUUACAUUUACUGUUCUUUCUUCAGAACCAUCUGUUUCUCCUUCCGUAUUGUCAUUGAACUCUACACCAAAAUCUCCAAUGAACAUUUAUCCUGCCUUUCAUGAUUAUGCGGGAAAAACUAGGGAUAGGUGUAAAAAAAUUGUUCAGGUCCUAAGUCCAUUGCCUGUCACAACCACAUUUGAAAAUGAGAGCUCUAAUGAUAGUAAUACAUUAGGAUCUGAAGGACAGGAAACUUCUACAUUGCCUGAUCAUGUUUCUAGCAAUUGCUCUGGCCUUACACAUCUGUGGAUGCAGAGUGCUGUACCCCUCGGAUGCAUUCCUGCACAUUCAAGUGCCACUGUCAAGCUUGAACUUCUCCCUUUGACUGAUGGGAUAAUUCCACUUGACACUUUACGUAUAGCUGUCAAGGAGAAAGGCUUGACGUUCAUACCAGAGCAUACCUUGACGGUUCAUGCAACUUCCAGCAUUGCUUCUGGGAUCUUAUAGAUCAUGCCAACUUUGGUUCGAAAUUACUUACCUGAUAAAUACUCCACCUAUUUUGUUCCUUCCUACACUCCACAAAAUCAGAAAACCAGAAUUCACUAAAAAUCCACGCUCACAGCACUGCCUUAGCCUUCACUUUUGUAUUGUUUUUUGAAUGCUUACAAACCGAGUUCCUAAUUUUACAUUGUGUAAUGUAUUUUUCUCUUUUGUAAUUUUAUGCCAUGCUAUCCGAUUUUCUUUCAUUAUUUUCCCCAUUUUAUG
Messenger RNA from Zingiber officinale, 2814 nucleotides. RefSeq lists its product as uncharacterized. Bases 10 to 2556 code for a protein of 848 amino acids. The record is from RefSeq and is a predicted model, not a curated record. Lineage: Eukaryota; Viridiplantae; Streptophyta; Magnoliopsida; Zingiberales; Zingiberaceae. The transcript has 10 exons.